Messenger RNA from Fragaria vesca subsp. vesca, 714 nucleotides. RefSeq names its product probable transcriptional regulator RABBIT EARS-like. NCBI's taxonomy places the organism in Eukaryota, Viridiplantae, Streptophyta, Magnoliopsida, Rosales, Rosaceae. Bases 1 to 714 code for a protein of 237 amino acids. The record is from RefSeq and is a predicted model, not a curated record. The transcript has a single exon.
AUGGCUGAGCUUGGCCUCCUCUCCUUGACCCAGCUCCAAGCGCAAAAUUCUCAAUCAAACCCUAGAUCAGUCUGGAUGUGGAACCCUAAGCAGGCGCAUGACCAAGAAGACGACUCAUGGGAAGUGAGGGCAUUUGCGGAGGACACCGGAAACGUGAUGGGCACCACGUGGCCGCCGAGGUCUUACACCUGCACAUUUUGCCGGAGGGAAUUCCGGUCUGCUCAGGCCCUCGGUGGCCACAUGAACGUACACCGCCGCGACCGGGCACGCCUCCACCAAGUGCAGCACCCUAGCUCAAUCUCAAUCAACCCUUCUGCCGUCUCCUCUUCCAAUUCUUCAUUCGUAAUCCCAACUCAAGAGUUCCUCGCCGCCAAUGGCGGAUUGUGCCUUCUUUACCAAUUGCCUCACCCUAAUAAUGGAGCAUUCACUAAUAGUAAUGCUACUGCUCCCAUUACACCUUUUCUUAAUAACACUACUGUUGAGUCUUCUUCUUCUUCAGUACCUUCCACUCUUCUCUCCAUCUCCCCUAAUCCACUCCAUGACUACUUAAUGACGUCAUCGUCUAGUCUUGUGGGACCUCAUGGAGUUUCCAAUUCCAUAAAAAAUUCUCAUUGUCAAUACGCAAAAAGAUCGGCGGAGGAAGAUCAACCUUUGAAGUCUGGGGUUGAAGAUAGUGAAGAGCUUGAUUUAGAGCUCCGGCUCGGUCCAUCUUGA